Pistacia vera is the source of this 831-nucleotide messenger RNA. RefSeq lists its product as uncharacterized. The record is from RefSeq and is a predicted model, not a curated record. Bases 1 to 831 code for a protein of 276 amino acids. NCBI's taxonomy places the organism in Eukaryota, Viridiplantae, Streptophyta, Magnoliopsida, Sapindales, Anacardiaceae. Gene Ontology annotation, molecular function: protein binding. The transcript has a single exon.
AUGGCAAACCUUUUGAAGAAGAUGUUAACUCUGUUACAGGGCAAAUUCGAAAAGAAAGAGGAGAAAGACCAUAGGGAUGAUGAGGAUGAAAAGAGGAUUUGGGAGUCACUUUCAGAAGAUAUAUUAGGCGAAAUUAUCUGCAAAUUAAGUUUACGUGAUGCUCUUAGUAUGAGUAGGACUUGCAUGUCAGGGAGAUGUGCAUUGCAAAACAAUGUCCAAAACAUUGUCAUCUUCCCAUGGAUGAUGUUACCUUAUGAAAGGGAAACCAACUGUGUGAGAUUCUUUGAUUUGUCUGGAGGCUUUCUUUAUAAAUUCAACCUCCCCAAGAAAUUAGGAAGAGUCAAUUGGUGUUUUGGAUCUUCCAAAGGUUGGCUUAUAAUUGCUAAUGGCCCUCAACGCAAUCCCCGAAGUUUUCUCUUCAAUCCAAUCUCAGGUAUACAUAUUCAGCUACCUCCUCUCACGACAAUUCCAUCUUUUCAAACUUACCUAACUCACCAAUCUGAAUUGAAAGUUUCACGAGAUAUUGAUCAAUUUUUUGUUAAAUUUGAAUUAUCGUCGACAGAUUCUACGAAUGUUAUAGUUGCAGGAAUCAUGUUUCCAUAUGAUAAGUUGGCAAUUUGCAGGCCAAAAGACAAGAGUUGGACUAUCUGGGAUUAUGAUACUUAUUUACGAGACAUCCUAUAUUCUAAUGGAAUAUUGCAUGCUUUGAUCCACACAGAAUUACCUUUCUUGAACACAUCCAUUAGGGUAGGGGAUGAGGAUGUUAUUCUCAAAAUAUAUCAGUCCCUUGUCCUGAUAUCCAACAAUAUAAUGAAAUUGAAUUUGAAUUAG